AUGUCCGACACAAAGCCGCUCAAGCUUCAUGCCCAUGCCACCGGGCCCAACCCAAUCAAGAUUGCAAUCGCCCUAGAAUUUCUAAAUGUGCCCUACGAGGUCAAGAUGUGGGAAUUUGGUGACGAUCCAAAGAAAGGUUUGAAAGGAGAGACGUUUACUCGCAUCAACGAGAAUGGACGUGUGCCAGCUCUCGAAGAUCCCAACACAGGAGUCGUCAGUUGGGAGAGCGGAGCGAUCAUGAAUUAUGUAAGGCGUGUGUACGACAAACAGGGUAAACUGGGCCCGAAGGAGAAGGGAGAGCAAGCAAUCGUCGACUUAGAGAAGUGGGAGUACUUCUUGCUUACCACACUGGGACCGAUGUCAGGACAGGUGAACUGGUUCAGGCAUUAUCACUCACAAAAGAACGAGGACGCUCUGAAGAGAUAUGUUGAGCAGACUUAUCGCUGCUACGGUGUGAUCGAAGGUCAACUUGCCAAGUCUGGUGGUGAGAGCAUCUUGCCUGGCAAGAUCACGGCUGCUGACGUACAUUUCUACCCCUGGAUCUUGCAGUACGAGUAUGCGGGAUUGAGCCUGGAUAGCUACCCAAAUCUGGCGAAGUGGUUUCGGAAUAUGAAGGAGAUGAAGGAGGUGAAAGCCGCGUAUCAGAAGAUCGAACAGGCACCAAAGCCGUGA
Lithohypha guttulata is the source of this 672-nucleotide messenger RNA. RefSeq lists its product as uncharacterized. NCBI's taxonomy places the organism in Eukaryota, Fungi, Ascomycota, Eurotiomycetes, Chaetothyriales, Trichomeriaceae. Bases 1 to 672 code for a protein of 223 amino acids. The record is from RefSeq and is a predicted model, not a curated record. The transcript is spliced from 2 exons.